AUGAUUGAAUCAGUUCUAGUGUGGAACAUCCAUGGCUUACGUACGUCACGGAUACGCUUGAAACAGUUAGUGAAUAAAUGGAAGGUUCAUAUUGUUGUUAUUCUAGAACCAUUUGCAAGGGAGGACAAGUUACCAGGUCUUGCAAUUUAUCUUGGCUUCCAAUCUUAUUGUUCCAAUGAGGUGGUAGGAAAGAAGGUGUGGCUUCUGUGGCAGGAUGUGUUUGAGGUAGAUAUUAUUGAUAUGUCGGAUCAGUUUUUGACAAGCUGCUUUCGGGUUGCAGAUCAGAAGCUGGUUUUAACAUUUGUUUACGCUAAAUGUACCUAUCAAGAGAGGAAGGACCUUUGGCAGGCGCUGGAGUGUCAUGACGGUGACCUUCCGUGGUUGGUGGCAGGUGAUUUCAAUAUUAUAUGCAAUGACGGUGAGCUGAUCGGGGGUAACCCGAGAGCACUAGUGGCGAUGGAGGAAUUUAAUCAAAGCUUGAAUUCGUGUGGAUUUCUAGAGUUGCCGGUGAAGGGCCGCAGGCUAUCUUGGUGCAAUGGACAGUCUGGAUGUGCACGUAGCUGGGCUCAUUUGGACCAUGUGGUGAUGAACACCAGGUUUUUGCGUGGCUAUCCUUCAGUUUCCAUGGAGUAUGUUAAUUGGAAGAUAUCAGACCAUUGUCCUAUGAUUAUAAGGGGAUCAAUGAUGGAGGAUAGAUACGGUCUAGUGCCGUUCAAAUUUCAAAACAUGUGGACUAUUCAUGCUUCUUUUCAAGAGUGUGUUGCUGCGGUUUGGAGGGAGCCUGUGGAGGGAAAUGGGCUGUAA
Juglans regia (Persian walnut) is the source of this 804-nucleotide messenger RNA. RefSeq lists its product as uncharacterized. Bases 1 to 804 code for a protein of 267 amino acids. Lineage: Eukaryota; Viridiplantae; Streptophyta; Magnoliopsida; Fagales; Juglandaceae. The record is from RefSeq and is a predicted model, not a curated record. Gene Ontology annotation, molecular function: catalytic activity. The transcript has a single exon.